Molecule: messenger RNA, 1257 nt
Organism: Arctia plantaginis
Lineage: Eukaryota; Metazoa; Arthropoda; Insecta; Lepidoptera; Erebidae
Source: the annotation of a GenBank genome assembly
AUGUUUCCAUUGCGCCGUGUUGGCAGUAAGGUCUUGGAGCAAUGGCGUACUCCUCUUGUUUCGGCCAAAGUGCAAAAAAGUUACAGCACAGAAGCGUUCCCCCCUCGCGCUCUGACUAUGCUAACUGAAGAUGAACUCCAAAUGAAAGAUACAAUCAGAAAACUGGCAACAGAACAGAUCGCCCCUCUAGUCAGGAAGAUGGAUGAAGAACAUCGCAUCGACGACGGUAUCAGACAAAUGCUUUUUGACAAUGGUCUGAUGGGAAUCGAAACACCUACCGAAUACUCCGGUUCAGGCUGUGGUUUCCUAACAAUGAUGCUUGUAGUUGAAGAACUCUCGAGGGUAGAUCCCGCUGUAGCCGCUUACGUGGACAUCCACAACACUCUAGUCAACUCACUUUUUAUGAAGUUAGGAACCGAAGAACAGAAACAAAAGUAUUUGACCAAACUCUGCACGGAAUACGCUGGAAGCUUCUGCCUCACAGAACCUACGUCAGGGUCCGACGCGUUCGCCCUCAAGACCGUGGCAAAGAAGGACGGUGACCACUUUAUCAUCAACGGCUCCAAGAUGUGGAUCUCUAACUCAGAUGUCGCUGGGGUGUUCCUUGUUAUGGCUAACGCUGAUCCCUCAAAGGGUUACAAAGGUAUCACCUGCUUCAUAGUAGAGCGAGAGACUCCUGGUCUAUCAGUGGCUAAACCAGAAAACAAACUCGGCAUCCGCGCUUCUGGAACUUGCAUGGUCCACUUUGACAACGUCAGGGUACCAGAAAGUAAUAUCCUUGGUGAAUAUGGCAAAGGGUACAAAUACGCCGCAGGGUUCCUGAACGAGGGUCGCAUCGGUAUCGCAUCGCAGAUGAUCGGCCUGUGCCAGGGCUGCAUGGACGCCACCAUCCCUUACACGCUGGAGAGGAAACAGUUCGGCAAGAGCAUCUACUCCUUCCAGGGUAUCAGCUACCAGAUUGCUCACCUGCAGACUGAGCUGGAGGCUGCUCGUCUCCUCACUUACAACGCUGCCCGGCUCAAGGAGAACGGACUGGAAUUCGUCAAGGAGGCUGCCAUGGCUAAAUACUUCGCUUCAGAAAUCGCUCAAACGCUGACAUCAAAAUGCAUAGACUUCAUGGGCGGAGUCGGUUUCACCAAAGACUUCCCGCAGGAGAAGUUCUUCCGCGACGCCAAGAUCGGGACCAUCUACGAGGGCACCAGCAACAUGCAGCUGCAAACUAUCGCCAAGUUAAUAGAGAAGGAAUAUACACAAUAG